AUGGAAUAUAAUGAUUGGCUACAAGAAGAAGAGGAUGAGCCAUAUGUGGAGCCACCAUUUGAUGAGAGUGUUCUUACACCGGAACAAAAAGUGAAGUUGGAUGAACUUCACAACGAACAUCCGACAUUGGUAAGGAGUGAUUUAGCGAUUUUGAUCCGGUUGAAUCUCUUAUCACACCGGGCAGCAUGUGAAGGAAGAGAAGUCACAUUCUAUGAAGAACAAGAAGCUCAUGCGCUUAAAAAGGUAAUAUAUUGGGUUCCACCAAGCGAACUAGAAGGUACAUGCGUUUCAACCCUUGAAAUUCAUGAUGUUGAGGAUAUUCAAAUGUCAUGCAUUGAAUAUGUGACUUCUAGUUUGCAUACUUCCAUGAUCAUUGAUGAAUGUUUUGAUUUGAUAUGUGAGUCUCAACGACUAGAUACUUUAAGAGCAGCAAAACUUGCUAGGGAUUACCAUGAAAUAUGUUUUGAUAUUGAAUAUCAUUGUGCUUUGAAUGUUCAUGAUCUCAAGUUUAAGUUUUCAAUGCCUGAAAUAUCUAGAUCUCUUCUUGAUGAAUCUUUCCUAGGAGUUGUGCUUGAUAUUGAUAAGAUUUUGCAUGAGAAUGAAGAUCCUGAGGUUGAUUAUAUGGAUGGAGAUAUUGUGCUAUACGAGAUUAAUGGCGAUGAAGUUGAUUAUUUUGUUCAACCCUCGUGUAAACAGGAAAUUGACUUUAUUUUUCCUCCAAAUGCAUUUCAUCCUCAUGAGCAUUCAACCAUCAAGGAAUAUUUCAAAGCUAUAGGUGCUCGAGCUGGAUUCGGAGCAUCUUGUGCACGAUUGAGCCUAUUCGGAGCUAAAACAAUGGAGAAACGGUACAAGAGAUCACCAGGAGCUGGGGAUCGAUCGAUCCAAGGCGUGGAUCGAUCGAUCCCAAUUGUGACGAUGAAGCCAAAACCCCCUACGAUCGAAGAGAUGUAUCAGGAGAAGUCGCUGCAUGAGCACAUUUUGCUCCGUCCUGACGCGUACAUAGGUUCGAUUAAGGAGCACACCCAGCCGCUCUGGGUAUUUGAAAAGGGCGAGAUGGUUUACCGGCGAACGACUUAUGUCCCUGGCCUUUGCAAAAUCUUUGAGGAGAUACUCAUGAAUGCGGUUGACAAUAAACGUACAGAUCCGUCUAUGGAUUCUAUCAUCGUGAAGAUCGAUGUUGACCAGAAUACAAUCAGCGUCCGUAACAACGGAAAUGGAGUUCCCGUGGCGCAGCUUGAGGAGAAAAAUGUUUAUAUCCCUGAAUUGGUUUUUGGUUGUCUCUUGACCAGUAGUCACUUUGAUGACAAUACCACUGGUGGCAGAACCGGAUAUGGCGCCAAGCUCACCAACAUAUUCUCCACUAGAUUCACCAUUGAAACAAAUUUAAACAGGUAUGAACAUGAAAAAAUCGUGUUCACACGAAACAUGAAAGAAAAGUCAACUCCCGUUGUGACCACAUGCGAAUCCAUUGAUAAAUGGACAGAGGUUACAUUUGAACCUGACUUGGAGAUGUUUCACAUAAGUAAAAUUGGUAAGGAUACAGUAGCUCUAAUGGAAAAACGAAUAGUAGAGUGUGCUGCGUGUUUGGGAGAGACUGUGAAAGUAACCAUUAACGACACACUACUUGAAGUAAACUCAUUCAAUGAUUAUGUUGAUUUAUACCUUGGAGCCAAUAGUUCAAGGAAUGAUCCUCUACCAAGGAUGACUGUGAAAGUAAAUGACAAAUGGGAGAUAUGUGUGAGCUUAAGUAAGGACAAGUUUCAGCAGAUUAGCUUUGUCAACUCCAUAGCCACAACCAAAGGUGGUCCACACGUCGAUUAUGUGACCACUCAAAUCAUAGAUUUCAUUACUAAUUCUGUGAAGAAAAAGAUGAACUAUGCUAAAGUGGAGACGGAUAAUGUUAAGAAACACAUGUGGGUGUUUGUCAAUUGUGUUAUUGAUCAUCCAGUCUUUGACUGGCUGAAGGAAACAUUGAUUUUUCCAGAGAGCAGUUUUGGGUCGAAAUGCAAACUUUCAAAAGAUAUUCUCAAGAAAGAUGAGAAUCCUGGGAUGGUAAAGCAGUUGCUUUCAUGGGCAACUUCCAAGCAUGGCAAAGAUCUUGACCUAGGCAUCGAAAAAUUAGUUGAUGCUAACAAAGCAGGAGGGGAAGACUCCAAACUCUGCACAUUGAUUCUAACAGAGGGGGAUUCUGCAAAGACUCUCGUUAUGACGGGGUUGUCUUUCCUGAGUGACGAGUCACGUGAACUCUACGGUGUGUUUCCCCUCCAAGGAAAGUUGAUGAAUGUGAGGGGUGCCAGUGAAGAUAAAAUAAAUAAAAACAAGAAAAUUCAACAGUUAAAGACUAUUCUCGGAUUAGAGAAUGGAAAGGAGUAUGGCAAUCUAAGAUAUGGCCAUGUCAUGAUCAUGACCGAUCAGGAUCACGAUGGAUUUCAUAUUAAAGGUCUAAUAAUCAAUUUAUUCCAUGUAAUGUGGCCGGAGUUACUCGAAAGGGAUCCAUCCUUCCUAUGUGAGUUUGUAACACCAAUAGUGAAGGCUACGCACGAGGAUGGAAAAAAAGAGACAUUUUUCUCAAUGCCUGAGUUAAAAAAAUGGAAAAAUAAUCUCUUACCUAAUGAUAUACCAAGAUGGACCUACAAAACCUACAAGGGUUUGGGUACAAGUUCGGAUGAGGAAGCACAGACCUAUUUUGAAAAUAUUAGUAUUCACAAAAGGGAUUUCCUCUGGCAGAAUGAAGAUGAUGGAAAAGCUAUCGAUUUAGCAUUCAAUAGCGAUAAGCCAGAAGAUCGAAGAACUUGGCUCAAGAACUAUCGGUCUGACACACACCUUGACCGUUACUCUGAGUUUAUCAACAAAGAACUCAUCUUGUUCUCCAAAGAAGACAAUCGAAGGUCCAUUCCCGAGAUGAUUGAUGGGCUUAAACCGGGCCAGAGAAAGACGCUCUUUUGUUCAUUGGCUAGAGAUUGGAAGACAGAAUGCAAAGUCUCUGUAUUAACGGCUCAUGCAAUAGAUAGGUCGGAUUACAACCAUGGAGAACAAAGCCUUGCCAGUACCAUCAUCAAGAUGGCACAAGAUUAUGUUGGCAGCAGCAAUGUUAAUCUCCUUUUACCAAUGGGACAGUUUGGCUCGCAAAUUUUUGGGGGACAAGAUGCAGCAAGUGCAAGAUACCUUUACACUAUGAUCUCUCCAGCUACAAGAGCCUUGUUUCACAAAGAUGAUGAUGUCCUUCUUGCCUGGAUGGAUGGAGACAAUCAAAGAAUGAUAGAGCCGAAAUGGUACAUACCUAUCAUUCCAACUGUCCUUGUCAAUGGAUGUGAAGGGAUUGGAACUGGGUGGAGUACAUUCGUCCCAAAAUAUAGCACUAAAGACGUUAUAAAAAACAUAAUGCGGCUAAUGAGUGGUGAGGCUCUUGAGCCUAUGGUUCCAUCUUAUAGAGGAUUUAAAGGAACGAUCACGGAAACAGAAGGUGGGUUCAUUACAAAAGGUGUAUUCGAGAAGAACAUUCAAAACUCAACCAUCCGCAUCACCGAGCUACCUAUCAAGCAUCUGUCGAAUUACAAGAAGUUCUUGCAUGUCUUGAAGACAGAAGAAAAGUUUAUCAAGGAAAUAAGGGACAAUAGUAGUCGAUCAAGUAUAGAUAUUCUGCUGACAUUGAGUAGAGAAAACAUGGAGAUUGCUGAUGAAGACAUUUAUACAAAGCUCAAACUCAGGACAAAAAUCCUCACAACAAAUAUGAACCUCUUCGAUCCUACUUCCCAAGAAGAAAUAAAGAAAUAUGGAAGUCCACUUGAUAGUAAGAUUAAUUCUGUUUUUCUUCGCCUUGAAAUUUACUAA
Molecule: messenger RNA, 3831 nt
Organism: Arabidopsis lyrata subsp. lyrata
Lineage: Eukaryota; Viridiplantae; Streptophyta; Magnoliopsida; Brassicales; Brassicaceae
Product: DNA topoisomerase 2
Exons: 15
Coding region: 1-3831 (1276 amino acids)
Biological process (GO): resolution of meiotic recombination intermediates; sister chromatid segregation; DNA topological change
Cellular component (GO): nucleus
Molecular function (GO): DNA binding; ATP binding; DNA topoisomerase type II (double strand cut, ATP-hydrolyzing) activity
Source: RefSeq, a predicted model, not a curated record